AUGGCUCGUACUAAGCAAACAGCACGCAAGUCUACUGGUGGGAAGGCUCCUAGGAAGCAACUUGCAACAAAGGCCGCCGGCAAAUCUAUAGCUGGGACUGGCGGCGUGAAGAGGCCACAUCGAUUCCGCCCCGGCACCGUUGCCCUUCGUGAGAUCAGGAAGUACCAGAAGAGCACUGAGCUUCUAAUCAGGAAGCUGCCUUUCCAGAGGCUCGUGAAGGAAAUUGCUCAGGACUUUAGGACUGAUCUGCGAUUUCAGAGCCAUGCAGUGCUCGCAUUGCAGGAGGCAGCAGAGGCAUAUCUGGUGGGGCUGUUCGAGGACACUAACCUCUGUGCCAUUCACGCAAAGCGAAUAACCAUUAUGCCGAGGGACAUCCAGUUGGCGAGGAGGAUCCGUGGCGAGAGGGCUUGAAUCAGAUUAUACGAAGAAGAACGUGUAUAGUUUGGUUUAAUCCCGAUAACAUUGUAAAACUCAGAUUAUACGUAGGACAUAUAGAGUUUGGUUGGAUUCUGACAGUGAUAAUAUGGCAAACAACCAUGAUGCUCAGGAAAUUUCAUUCUUUUAGUCUUGUUGU
Messenger RNA from Musa acuminata AAA Group (dessert banana), 574 nucleotides. Its product is annotated as histone H3.3-like. Gene Ontology annotation, molecular function: protein heterodimerization activity; structural constituent of chromatin; DNA binding. The transcript is spliced from 4 exons. Bases 1 to 411 code for a protein of 136 amino acids. Gene Ontology annotation, cellular component: nucleosome; nucleus. NCBI's taxonomy places the organism in Eukaryota, Viridiplantae, Streptophyta, Magnoliopsida, Zingiberales, Musaceae. The record is from RefSeq and is a predicted model, not a curated record.